Molecule: messenger RNA, 2397 nt
Organism: Liolophura sinensis
Lineage: Eukaryota; Metazoa; Mollusca; Polyplacophora; Chitonida; Chitonidae
Product: neuronal acetylcholine receptor subunit beta-3-like
Exons: 11
Coding region: 1-2397 (798 amino acids)
Biological process (GO): monoatomic ion transmembrane transport
Cellular component (GO): membrane
Molecular function (GO): extracellular ligand-gated monoatomic ion channel activity; transmembrane signaling receptor activity
Source: RefSeq, a predicted model, not a curated record
AUGCUCCGACCAUUCACCAAAGGAUUUUUAGCCUUUGCCAUGUGUUUGUCUGCAAUCGGCACAUGUAGAACCAGCGCCAUAGAGGAAACUUUCCGUCUUCAGAAUGAUUUGUUCCGGAAGUACAACACGAGCAUCCGGCCUGUGUACAACCAAACAGAGGCGGUGCUGGUCCGGGAGGAAAGGAAACAGCAGUUUGCUUUUUCUGCCUGGUUUGAUUUGGAAUGGCAUGACGAUUUAUUAACUUGGAACAAGUCCGAGUACGAAGAGGUUGACCAUCUGCUGUUGCGGUCUGACCUUAUCUGGAAACCCGAUAUAGCUGUCACUAACAGUUUUGACGAUUUAUCAGAUUUUAUCAGUGAUGACAAUUUAGUGCGCGUGUCCCACGAUGGCCAUGUCCACUGGAUGCCUGGCCAUUUCUUCAGAACUUACUGCCAGGUGGACGUCACCUAUUAUCCGUUCGACGCUCAAACCUGUAACAUCACACUGGCCACCUGGAUGUCGUCGGAGGCUGAAGUGGACCUCUGGCCGGAGUACGUGAACAGUGACCUCUGCCAGCCCAGCGUCGAGUGGGUCCUUAAAGAACCCCCGGGGAUGGACAGGGUGAGGCACCUGUACCAGCCUAACGCUGACGCCCCCGUCACCGUCAGCGUCACGUUUAACCUGCUCCUCACCCGCAGGAAAACGUACUACGUUCUGAACGUCAUCCUGCCCGUCCUCAUGUUCGCUUUCCUCAACGUGGUCGGUUUCGUACUGCCGCCGAAGUCAGGGGAGAAAGUGACUGUCUCAGCAUCGGUCUUCCUUUCCUUCUCCUUCUUCAUAAGCCUCUUGAAUGACUCCAUGCCCAGGACAUCCGCCUCCACGCCUAUCCUAGGUAUUUACCUAUUGGUUGUUAUGGGUAUGGGGGCGGCAUCAGUCUGCUUGUCAGCCAUCACCAUUGCCGUCCACACCAAGGCUAAAGCCCAGGUAAAUGAUCACAAGAUGACGCCACCAGCACGUGACAGGAAGCGGAAGUUACGCAAAGCAAUGUCGAAAGUAUAUAGAAUUGAGGAUUUGAACGAGGGUCAUCAUCAAAGUUCUGGCGAUUUCCGUAUUGACCCAGAGAGUGUUUUGAUCGCCAUGGCAACCGUCAAAGGUUAUAGUAAUGAAGAUGUACAGCGGCUUCAAACAGACCUCUUCACCAAUUACACUAAGCACGUGCGACCUGUCAAGAAUCAAUCGCACGCCAUUACAGUUGGAGUUAACGUUUACCUCAUGUAUAUUCAUCAGUUGGAUGAGAAAGAACAGGAAUUCUCCUUCUCGGCUUGGCUUUAUAUGGAAUGGAGCGAUGAUUUUUUACAAUGGGACCCGGCUAUGUAUAACGGUGUGUCCUCAAUACUGGUGGCUCCUACCCAAGUCUGGAGACCAGACAUCGCCAUCUCCAACAGCUAUGAGAGAAUGACAAAGUACAAGACCGGUGACUAUCUGGCCCGUCUCGACUACGACGGCAUGGUGGAAUGGUCUCCGGGAGACGUUUUUCACACCCACUGCACUGUGGAUAUCACCCUCUACCCUUUCGACACGCAGACGUGUACCAUCAUGAUGGGUACCUGGAUGUAUGACGUGAGUGAAGUGGACGUCGUGCCCCUUGGGAACGUCAGUUUGGCGGAUUACGAUGAGAGCGGCGAGUGGGACGUCAUCUCUACCAAGUCUCAGCGCACGGAGCAGAGCUUCGAGUGCUGUCCGGGCGAGAGCACAGUGAUGGUCGAAUUCUCGAUGAUCCUGAGUCGGAGGAAGACGUUCUACGUCCUGACGGUGAUAAUUCCUGUCCUUCUGUUUUCCUUCCUGAAUGUUGUUGACUUUGUGCUCCCCCCUGAAUCUGGAGAGAAGAUGUCCUUGGCGGUCACGGUUUUCCUCUCCUUCGCCUUCUUCAUGAGUAUCCUGAAUGAAUCCAUGCCGCGGACUUCUCUAUCCUUCUCCAUCCUAGGUAUCUACAUGAUCUUUGUAAUGGGGAUGGGAACAUUGUCCGUCCUGUUGUCCGCCAUUGUUAUCAUGAUUCAUCACCGGGUCAAAGGUCAGCUACAGGCGUCCGACGUCACAUCAAGUCAGCAGCCUCGCGGCUCUGCAUCGAUCAACAGGCCAGCAAAUCCACCAGAUUUCCUUCCGGGCAUCGAACAGUUCGACAACCUCAGUGAAAAACUUAACGGCACAUUUGAAACUUUCAGCCAGUCCGAUGAUGAGUCACUGAAGAUGGACUCUGCAAGGGGCUCGGAGCGGCAGACGCAGGCGAACGCGUCCGCCAACACAGAAGCGAGCGUGAGCAGUUUUGCACGACGAUGUGAUCGCUUCUUUCUCUGGUUCUCCCUGGCUCUUACAAUCUGCGGAGCGACUGUCGUGAUGUCGCUUCUUACUUACAACUAA